UGUCUCAAAUAGGAUCCUAAUGAGCAGAGAGCUUAGACAGUCAAGACUGUGUAGUGAAGAGUCAAGAACAAAUAGGGACGGGGAUCCGCUUCUCCAUUCGAAUGGAUUUGGAGUUUCUUCUACACUCCCUGAUUCCUUCAUGGACUUCCGCUACUAUACUGGUGGUAUUUUUCACUUACUUGGCGAUUGCUGGAUCCAUUCUACCUGGUAAAGUUGUUCCCGGGGUAAUCUUACAGGAUGGAACUCGACUUCAUUAUCGCUGCAAUGGGAUGUUAUUGCUUCUUUUGCUGGUUGCGCUACUUGAGGUUGGUGCUAAGAUGAAUCUCAUAUCACUCACGGUCAUAUCGGACAGAGGACUUGAGCUACUUUCAGCAACUUUUAUGUUCAGUUUUCUAGUGACAUUAUAUCUCUAUGCUGCUGGUUGCAAAUCAAGCAGUCAGAGUUCCUCCCUAAAGGCUCAUGUAACAGGAAACCUAAUCAGCGACUGGUGGUUUGGAGUACAACUGAAUCCUCAGUUUGCCGGCAUUGACCUCAAGUUCUUCUUCGUUAGAGCUGGAAUGAUGGGAUGGCUAAUUAUCAAUCUAUCAAUCCUAGCAAAAAGCUUUCAAGAUGGCAUACUGAGUUGUUCAAUGAUCCUCUACCAGCUGUUCUGCACUUUAUACAUCCUGGACUACUUUUACCAUGAGGAAUAUAUGACUUCCACAUGGGACAUAAUAGCAGAGAGAUUAGGCUUCAUGUUGGUAUUUGGAGAUCUAGUCUGGAUCCCUUUCACUUUCAGUAUCCAGGGCUGGUGGCUCUUGGUUAACAAUGUGGAGAUAACAACAGCUGCUGCUAUAGCAAAUUGCUUUGUUUUUCUGAUUGGGUACAUGGUAUUUCGAGGAGCUAAUAAGCAGAAGCAUAUCUUCAAAAAAAAUCCUAAAGCACACAUAUGGGGUAGGCCACCGAAGGUUAUUGGUGGAAAGCUGCUUGUUUCUGGUUAUUGGGGAAUAGCGAGGCACUGUAAUUAUCUUGGGGACUUGCUACUGGCACUUUCCUUUAGUCUACCUUGUGGUAUAAGUUCUCCUAUUCCAUAUUUCUACCCCAUUUAUCUUCUUAUUCUGCUAAUAUGGAGAGAAAGAAGAGACGAAGCUCGUUGCGCCCAGAAGUACAAAGAAAUAUGGGCAGAAUACUGCAGAGUUGUUCCAUGGAGAAUAGUACCAUACUUAUAUUAGCACCAGAUCUUCUGGAAUAGCCCCUGCAGACUUUUUUUAGAAGGAACUUUGUCAUGUAUCUUGUUUCUGGUAGGUCUGAAAUUCAUUUCAGACAAGACAUUCUUGAAUUCUUUCAAAUCCAGAACUAAUUUAAGGCCCUUAAAAGCUUUAUAAUUUGUAUUGUCUUGGUAGCCUGAACAGCAAGUGAUUUGUGCAAGAUACAGAGUUAUGUUAUGUAAUCUGCUUGAGUCCCUCUUCCAUUCC
Tripterygium wilfordii is the source of this 1454-nucleotide messenger RNA. Its product is annotated as delta(14)-sterol reductase-like. The record is from RefSeq and is a predicted model, not a curated record. Gene Ontology annotation, cellular component: endoplasmic reticulum membrane. Gene Ontology annotation, molecular function: Delta14-sterol reductase activity. Gene Ontology annotation, biological process: sterol biosynthetic process. The transcript has 13 exons. NCBI's taxonomy places the organism in Eukaryota, Viridiplantae, Streptophyta, Magnoliopsida, Celastrales, Celastraceae. Bases 102 to 1211 code for a protein of 369 amino acids.